Messenger RNA from Symbiodinium sp. CCMP2592, 2559 nucleotides. The record is from the annotation of a GenBank genome assembly. NCBI's taxonomy places the organism in Eukaryota, Dinophyceae, Suessiales, Symbiodiniaceae.
AUGGCUAUCUGCAUGGUAAGAUCCCAAGCUGUUGCCCGCCGAGAACCUGCCUACGAGAGUUGGGUGAUGGGUCCGAUCGCUACACUGGGGGCCGGGUUCCCUAACUCCGCGGGCUUGGACGAUUCUACCACCCCGGCAAACUUCUUCUCGUGGGCACAGGAGAUCGAGACUCACCUUUAUGGGUACUAUAUGGCUUCCAGGGAUGCUGAAGAAGAGGGAGAAGAGGAACAACGCGAAGGGACCAAUGUCACGGAAGACACUGUCAGCAUGAUGGAGAGGGACAGGUAUAGUGAUGGGCGACGCAGGGUAGCGGAGGACGCCGACCGAGGAGAGGGGCCAGUGCGGCCCCCCCUGAUACCAGUGCUGGGGGUGAAGGGCGAUGCCACGAACCUGCAUCUGGGUCACGGGAUGCUGAGGGAGAUCAGCGCACAACAUGAGGCUAUGUCAGUACAGAACCGUCUUGUCUCGACGUGUGCCUUGGUCACCAUCCUGAGAUACAUGAUGGCGGAACUCAGUCAGACCUUGGAUGUGGCUGACGCCAUCGCCCGCACCAGAGAGGCGGACACGGACACGGUCGAGGUGCACUUGGAUGAAGAGGACGACGAGCACCUCCUCAUGCAGGCAUACCUCUUAACAGACGGCAAAGGGACCAUGGAACAACGGUGGACGAGGGCAAUUACACGCCUGCAUAAGGAGCUCUUGGGACAGGACGUUGCCCUUCAGAGGGUACAUGUACGGAUGCUACAGGAAGGAAUUCCGCCGCUGAUCAAUGCAGAGUCUGGCCCAUGGGUGGCGCAGCUCCAGGCACUGUUCGUGGCUUUGGGAGCGGAUGCAGGCGGAAGAGUGACCACGGUGGAAGGGGCCGACCUUGACUGGCUCCAGAGUUGGGUGAAUGAGCUCUCAGCUUUCAUACCUGGGUUCCUAUCGGAACCUAGCCCGGUCCCUCUUGACUCUCAAAGCACCGCUGCGGGAGAGGGAAACAUGCCCAUGAUGGACCAUGACCUGGACAAGUUGCUGGAGGAUGAGCUGAGCGAAGAACACUGGCAAGACCAACGAAGGCGUGAGGAGGAUGAAGAACGCCGCAGGUUGGCGGCACACGAGGAACUGCAGGAAAGGGAGAUGGCAGAACUGAAAGCAGAUGCUCGUGCCUAUCGUGAAUGGGAACAAGACCAAGUUCGCCAAGAGGUCCUGGCCGCGAGGCCGCCCCACAAGAGGAGGUGCGUUCUUGCUGUGGAAGCGGCCUCCGGUUCGGGAGACCAUCCGAGGAUACUCCACACCCUGGCUCUGGACGUUCCUCUCACAGGCGAACCUGUCAGCCUCACCAUCCGUGCUCGUAUGGAGGCAGACCCGGAGAAUGUCAGCACAGUACAGGUGGAGAGCGAACCAGGGCCUCCGAUUGGGCCUGGGCAGAAGGCUGUCAACAACGACACGGGGGGCGUGAUUGGUGCCUUUGGGGAGUUGGAGUUCAAGGACUACGAAGCCAUUUAUGCAAAAUGGAGGGAUGGUGUGCUCACGGUCGAGGAGAUUGAAUGCCAGUAUGGCAGGGAAGUUGCGGAGAUGGUGCAGGCCCAACAUGUGGUAGCCCAGGCGGAAGACCAGUCGCUGGAAAGGCUGCGGGAAACAGGGCCGCCUCCACUCGAUGACCGCGAGCUGUCUCCGAUGAUGCAAGAAGGCAAGCCCAAGCCUGACUUCCCUUUCUUCGAAUCGAUGUAUGGCCAGUGGAAGAUGGGACUCAGGACAGACGGCAACAUACAAGCUGCAUUCGGGGAACAGUGGUUGGGCCUAUUCAGGACAUGGCGUGUGGGAGGGCUUGAUUCUAUUCGGGGCCAGCUGGGUCAAAUCUUGCAAACGACUGCCGAGAAUGAGGGUGACUCUGUGGCGAUACCUCGGGAUGAACUACCGUCUACGGAGGGUAUGGCCCUUUCUUCGCGCAUCUCCUACAGUGUGGUGAAGCAAGUCCACGAACGCUGGCUCCGCGGGCUGUUGCGUGAUGAGACGGUGAACGAGAUCUACGGGGCUACCUGGCUCCAAAUGUUUCGCCGUAUGAGGGAUGAGGGAGUCGAACGAUGCCGUCAUGAGCUCUCCAACAUGGUCGUCUGGGACGCACAAGAACUACUUGACAUUUGUGGUGCAGGAGAUGGACAUGGAGAGGCCUCAGGAGUGGAGAAUGUCGGUACAGAGGGUGAAGAAGGCAAGCUCUGGCUCUCUGGCGAGGAGGCAGAGGCCGAAGCUGAGGAAGCUCCACUGCAUGAGGUGCUGAGCCAGGCCGAUCUUCCUGGACCCAUUGGAGAUUUUCCGAGCAUGAAGAGUCUCGUCGCUGCUUCCAGGCUCUUAGUCCAGACAAAGAUUGCUGGAGGACAGACUAUUUAUAAGCAAAAGGGCAGUGCAGAGGCCAUAGCAAGAGUUCUGGCAGGAGCCUCGGGCGAGAUUACCGAUGCUUUCGCCCUCUUUGCAUUGUCUCUACUGGGUGGCAACGCCCUCCGCGAGCUGAACAAAAGCUGUGCCAAGAACGAAACGAAGGCGCUUUCUCAGGUUUUACAAAGCCGCAAUCGGCGAUGA